AGAGCAAAUAAGAAGCGCGCUAAACCAGAGCAGCGGGAGAGAAGAGGAGGCAAGCUGGUGCUGAAGGCGACAAUGAUUAUUCCGGUUCGCUGCUUCACCUGCGGCAAGGUGAUUGGUAACAAAUGGGAUACUUAUCUUGACCUUCUUCAGGCCGACUACACUGAAGGAGAUGCUCUUGAUGCUUUGGGCUUGGUCCGGUAUUGCUGUAGACGAAUGCUUAUGACACAUGUUGACCUUAUUGAGAAGCUUCUGAACUACAACACUUUGGAGAAAUCUGAGACUAGCUGAGGAAGUUUCUGGAGCUACCUGUAGUGGCAUCCCCUAUGCUUUACUAUGUUUCAUGCACGAGUGUUAAAUCAUUGCAUGACUGCUUGUUGCUGUUUAGUAGUUUUUUCUCAUCAUGAGCUGUGAUACUAUUAAGUCAGACAAAUGAAACUUAAAUUGUUGUGCUUAACAGAAUCAAAAUCAAUGCCUUAGUUCUGUGUUGGAUUGUUUGAGACUUGCUGUUUUCUUGGCAUAAUCAUUGUUAAGUGAAAGAAUAUGACGUCCAUUACAGAUUCAAUACAUAAAUAGAGGUUUU
Rubroshorea leprosula is the source of this 580-nucleotide messenger RNA. NCBI's taxonomy places the organism in Eukaryota, Viridiplantae, Streptophyta, Magnoliopsida, Malvales, Dipterocarpaceae. The record is from the annotation of a GenBank genome assembly.